Molecule: messenger RNA, 4822 nt
Organism: Poecilia reticulata (guppy)
Lineage: Eukaryota; Metazoa; Chordata; Actinopteri; Cyprinodontiformes; Poeciliidae
Source: RefSeq, a predicted model, not a curated record
UUAUUUUUGCUCAGUGGACUGCUGUCCUGUCCACUGACCCUCACCCUACUGCUUUUGCUGGAUCUGAGCUUGCUUGUUUGGAAUAAAACACCUUUUCUUCUUGUUGUGGACUCGUAAAUUGCUGUUGGUGAGCGGGUAAACUAGAGGGCAGCCAUUGUAAGUUGGCGGAGCGGCCCUUCGGGAUGUCAGGAUCASUGCAAGUGACUCAGAAGCAGCAGCAGAAGCUGCAGCUGCAUCAACAGCUGGAGGAGAAGCAGCACUAUGAGAGCAGCUUUUACCUGAGCACCAGGUCGUCUGUUAGCAAGCAGGCCUUCUCAACUCGCAAGACCAGCAGUCAUCGCCUGAAGACCUCUGUGAAGACAGACAAGGGGCAGCAGGUGGUUAAACUGAGCCCGCUACCCAAAAGAGCCAAACGUACCUACCUGGCCAUGGACAAGGACAAAGAAGUAAUAGGUUACGUCAUUCCUGUGUUUAGAGCAAACCAUGACGUCGUUCGGGGACUGAUGGAGGCUCAGGAGGAUGAUGUUACAGAGGAGGGCAUCAACUAUGUGGCAAUGAGGAACCUGUUUGUCAGGGAGGCCAGGGAUGCCAUGGAGGUAAAGGUUGAGAAGAAAACAAGAUCAAAGCAUGUGAGGGAAUCGGCGGAGCGCAUGGAAUUUGACAGAGCGUUGGAGGAGUGGUCAGAGUUUCGUAAGAAAAUGCACCCAGAUAGGCUGACGCACCCUCCGGAGUUUAUUGUCAAGCCCCGUGGACAGACUGUGUGGGAGGGCAAAACAGUCAGGCUGCACUGCACCGUGGCCGGAUGGCCAAAACCAAGGAUUGCCUGGUAUAAGAACAAUGUGCUGAUCGAUGCCAAGGCCCAUCCUGAGAAGUACACAGCCGAAAGCACUUACAACAUGCACUCCCUGGAGAUCAAGAAUUGCGAUUUCUUGGACACUGCUCAGUAUUAUGCCUCCGCUCUCAAUGUGAAAGGGGAAGCUUCCUCUGCAGCUACUGUUGUUGUCAAAAGGUUCCAAGAUACGGAAGAAGGUCCAUUUGAUCCCAAACCACAUGGUUWUUGCCCUGAGCAUGGAGUUACUUUUCGUACAAGCAUUAUUGACAAAUUUGAAGUGGCCUUUGGUCGUGAGGGGGAAACACUGAGUCUGGGCUGCACUGUCAUCAUUUUUCCCACUGUGAAAAAGUACCAGCCUGAAGUUGUGUGGUACAGAAACUCUGUACCUUUGAAGCCCUCCAAGUGGGUCCGCACACACUGGUCUGGAGAACGCGCCACUCUCACUCUUACCCACCUUAACAAGGAAGAUGAGGGCAUGUACACUUUGCGCGUCAACACAAAAUCCGGCUUUGACUCCUACUCAGCCUAUGUGUUUGUCAGAGGUAAARUGCCUUAAAUUCAUUGCCUGGAAAUGUUAUGGCAAAAUGAAAAUUUUAAAUAUUUAAGUGUGACAAAAAAAAGGAAAUCCAAAGAAAUCUCCAGCAGGUUGCUUUUUAGAAAAAGCUAUUUCAACAACUGACUUGURUAUAUGUUGGUGUUUUGUGUUGGAAGGUGUGAAGUGGGCACUCAUCACUGGGCUCAGUGUAAUGAUGCCGCAGUCAAGUACGCCCGGUUCCCUGUUACAGGGCUGGUGGAGGGGCGUUCUUAUGUCUUCAGGGUGCGUGCCUUUAACAACGUGGGAGUCAGUCGUCCAUCCCGCGUCUCUGAUCCUGUGGUUGCCAUGGAUCCUUCAGACCGAGCUCGACUCAGAGCCGGACCACUGGCACCUUGGACUGGGGUGAUCAAGUUCACAGAAGAGGAACCCACUGUGGGUGUGAUUCCAGGAGAACCUACUGAUGUUGUGGUCACUGAGGCCACCAAGAGUUAUGUGGUGCUUGCCUGGAAGCCCCCAGAGCAACGSGGUCAUGAGGGAGUCAUGUAUUACAUUGAAAAAUGUAUUCAAGGGACGGACACCUGGCAGAGGGUGAACACUGGGAUGCCAGUGAAGUCCCCUCGCUUUGCGAUCUUCGACCUGGCAGAGGGUAAAUCGUACAACUUCCGUGUGCGAUGCUGCAACUCCGCUGGCGUGGGCGAGCCCUCCCUACCCACCGGAGAAACCAUAGUUGGUGACAAACUUGAUCUUCCCUCUGCCCCAGGCAAUCCAGUGGCCACCAGGAACACAGACACCUCAGUGGUUGUCACCUGGKGGGCAUCUAAGGAUGUAAAACACUUGGUUGGCUAUUACAUUGAAUCUAGUGUGACGGGAACUGACGUGUGGAUGCCUUGCAACAAUAAACCUGUCAAGCAGACCAGGUUCGUGUGCCACGGCCUCUCCACAGGGUCCAACUACGUGUUCAGAGUAAAGGCGGUGAACGCUGCUGGAUACAGCCAGAACUCCUCCAAUUCUGAUSCCGUGCUUGUACAGGCUGCUGUCUCUGUACCUGCAAGCCCCACCAAUGUGACCCUACUGGAGGCCGUGAAGGACUACAUGGUUCUGGGUUGGACUGCACCCACUGACAACGGAGGAGCCGACAUUAGAGGAUACUUUGUGGAUUACAGAACAGUGAAGGGGAACAUUUAUGGAAAAUGGCACGAACUGAACCUAAAGGCCUUAACUACAACUUCCUAUAAGGCCGAGAACCUGAAGGAAAACGYCCUCUAUCAGUUCCAAGUCCGUGCAAUGAACAUGGCAGGUGUGAGUAAACCCUCUCUGCCCACUGCAAGUUUGGAGUGCAAGGAAUGGACCAUUACUAUUCCAGGACCCCCUGUUGGUGUCUAUGUGAUGGAGGUCCGUGACACCUCUGUUGUGAUCUUGUGGGAACCUCCUGUGUUUGAUGGACGCAGCCCYGUCAAUGGCUACUACCUGGACAUCAAGGAGGCAUCUGCAGGCGAGGAAGGCUGGAAGGCUGUGCAUGAGAAGACCAACAAGGGAAAGUUCAUGAAGGUGACUGGGCUGACGGCAGGAACAUCCUACGUCUUCCGUGUGCGUGCUCAGAAUCUUGUUGGAGUUGGGAAACCCUCCCAAAACUUGGGUCCAAUUCUGGCCCAGACUCGUCCUGGCACCAAGGAGAUUUACGUGGAUGUUGAUGACAACGGUGUCAUUUCUAUGAUUUUUGAAUGCUCUGAGAUGAAAGAAGGCUCACAGUUUGUUUGGUUCAAGAACUACCAGGAAAUCACAGACACAUCUCGUCUCACUAUUGCCACCCAGGGCGGCAAAUCCAGAGCUAUCUUUAACAGUCUCUCUAUGGAGGAUCUGGGCACCUUCUCCUGUAUGGUCACCAACACCGAAGGCAUCUCCUCCAGCUACACUCUCACUGAGGAGGCCCUCCUGCGUCUCCUGGAUCUUAGCCAUGAACACAAGUUUCCUGUUAUUCCCUUCAAGAAUGAAAUGGCCAUGGAGCUGCUUGAGAAAGGCUGCGUGCGGUUCUGGGCUCAGAUGGAGAAAUUCACUUCUGCCUGCCAAGUGGAGUAUGUUUUUAAUGAUGUCAUCAUUGAGCAAGGAAAGAAAUACACGAUGAAGUUCGACAAGUCCAGCGGCCUUAUCGAACUAUUUAUGGACUCUCUGGAAGUCACUGAUGAAGGAACGUUUACCUUUAACCUGGUGGAUGGCAAGGCUAAGGGCACUACAAGUCUAGUGCUGAUUGGAGAUGAAUUUAGGGAGCUACAAAGGAAAUCAGAGUUUGAGAGAGCAGAAUGGGUCAGGAAACAAGGUCCUCACUUUGUGGAGUACCUUGGCUUCACUGUCACCCAAGAAUGUGAUGUGCUGCUAAAAUGCAAGAUUGGAAAUACCAAACCAGUGACUGAGAUCAUAUGGUCUAAGGACAGYAUUGAGAUUGCAGAGGACGAUGAGGAUGCUGCGAAAAUCGAGAAAAAAGACUGCGACCUGACCUUUAAUAUAGGAAAGUGGGUUAUUAAGCAAGAGCAAAAGCAAGGAAGGAAAAAACCAUCUGCAAAGGACGUUCUCCUGCCACCAAGGCCUAAAAUCUCCAAGCAAGACGCGGGUAUCUACGAGGUCUUCCUGAGAGACGAGAGAGGAAAAGAUAAGAGCGCCUUCAACCUUACAGAAGCAGGAUACCAAGCUGUAAUGAAUGAGCUGUUCAGAGUUAUUGCCAAUUCUUCCAGUGACAUUCAAAUUACGAGUUCUGAAAAUGGCAUCAUCCUCUACUCCAAUGUGACAUAUUAUGAUGAGAACCUGCGUGUCGGUUGGCUUCAAAAAGAUGCCAAGAUUGCAGCUUCAGAGAGAGUUAAGUCCGGCGUCACAGGGGAGCAGCUUUGGCUUAAGAUCAAUGAACCCACAGAGAAGGACAAGGGCAAAUACACCAUGGAUAUCUUUGAUGGCAAGGACGGAGUAAAGAGAGUCUUGGAUCUGAGUGGCAAGGCAUGGCAGGAUGCAUUUGAAGAAUUCCAAAGGCUCAAAGCGGCAGCGAUUGCAGAAAGAAACCGCGCUCGUGUUGUUGGAGGCCUGCCAGAUGUGGUUGCAAUCCAGGAGGGCAAGUCCCUGAACCUGACUGGCAAUGUGUGGGGCGAGCCCGCGCCUGAGGUGUGCUGGGUGAAGAACGACAAGGARCUGGUGUCGGACGACCACUACAAGCUGAAGUUUGAGCAUGGCAAGUUCGCCAGCAUCACGAUUGCAGCCGUCACCACUGCCGACUCUGGCAAAUACGCCCUUGUGGUGAAGAACAAGUACGGCAAGGAGGCCGGCGAGUUCACCGUCAGCGUGUACAACCCUGACGAGGAGAGCAGAGAGGAUAAGAAAGACUAAAUGUCAGGAAGAAAAUGGAGAUAAUUUGCUGAGCUGUCUCUAAAUAAUGUUACCAAGGCACAAGCAGGUGCAAUAAAGCUGUUAAAYGA